Molecule: messenger RNA, 915 nt
Organism: Balaenoptera acutorostrata (minke whale)
Lineage: Eukaryota; Metazoa; Chordata; Mammalia; Artiodactyla; Balaenopteridae
Gene: RNF148
Product: ring finger protein 148
Exons: 1
Coding region: 4-915 (303 amino acids)
Source: RefSeq, a predicted model, not a curated record
GGAAUGAGCGUACUUAGAAUUACUCCUUCAAUUCACAGUUCUGUUUCAUCUCGACUGUUGAGGCUUAGCAUCUUUCUACUACUUAGCCUUCCUGACUCAAAAGGAAAAGCCAUUUGGACAGCCCACCUGAAUAUAACGUUUCAGGUGGGAAAUCAGAUUAUAUCAGAAUUAGGAGAGAGUGGAGUGUUCGGGAAUCAUUCUCCUCUGGAAAGAGUGUCUGGUGUGGUGGUACUUCCUGAAGGAUGGAAUCAGAACGCUUGUAAUCCUAUGACCAAUUUCAGCAGGCCUGAGCGAGCAGACUCUUGGCUGGCCCUCAUUGAACGGGGAGGCUGUACUUUCACACACAAAAUCAACGUGGCAGCAGAGAAGGGAGCAAAUGGGGUGAUCAUCUAUAACUAUCCAGGUACGGGCAACAAAGUAUUUCCCAUGUCUCACCAGGGAACGGAAAAUAUGGUCGCAGUGAUGAUAGGCAACCUGAAAGGCAUGGAACUUUUGCACUUGAUUCAGAAAGGAUUCUAUGUGACGAUCAUCAUUGAAGUGGGGAGAAUGCACAUGCCCUGGCUGAGCCAUUAUGUCAUGUCUCUGUUUACCUUUCUGGCUGCCACAGUGGCCUACCUGUUCCUGUACUGUGCCUGGAGACCUCGAGUGCGCAAUUCUUCCACCAGGAGGCGAAGACAGAUAAAGGCAGAUGUGAAGAAAGCUAUUGGGCAGCUUCAACUGCAAGUGCUCAAAGAAGGGGAUAAGGAACUAGAUCCAGAUGAAAACAAUUGUGUUGUUUGCUUUGACAUAUACAAGCCUCAAGAUGUAGUACGUAUUUUAACUUGCAAACAUUUUUUCCAUAAGGCAUGCAUUGACCCCUGGCUUUUAGCCCAUAGGACAUGCCCCAUGUGCAAGUGUGACAUUCUGAAAACUUAA